UGCUUACAAUUAUCAUCGCCCAAUUUUUCUCCCCACUUUAUAAAUAUUGAAAUUUUCAACUAGUUGCAAUUCUGGGUUCCAGAAUUCAUAGAGACUGGUAGAUGCAGAUGUUGUGGUAUCUAGUAUUUAGCUUAAAUUGUUAGGAUAAAUUGAACAAGAAGAGUACCAAUAUUAGAAUGGUUUUAUUACCAAUUUCGUCUCACAAAUUGGAAUUAAAGAAAAACAUUGUUCUGUAAGUACAGAUAAAUCUGAUAUUUUCUUCAAAAAGUCAUCUGCAUAGUAUAGAUGGAAUGUUCGAAGAUAAUUUCGAAAUUUUAAGCUGCAAUCCUCGCUGAAAUGAUAACCCUCCAACUUUCACUUCUGAUUGUAGACAUACUUUUCGUUGUAAAACGAUUUGUACCUGUUCUAAGAAUAGGAAGCAGUUUAUCGGAUGAUGGGCCCAAACUUUUUGUUUCUUUGUGAGAUUUAGCAUUCGUGCAAGCAAGUUGUUUGACCUGUAUUGGGUAGGCCAUCACGUACUCAACAUAAUCUUCAAAGGACAUCAGUUCGCGUGUGAAAACUGGAAAAGUUUACAAUGAUAGCUGGUUGUUGGAAGCAAUACUGGGAAAGCGAAAUAUACAACGCUAAAAUGCUAAAGAUGAAUCUUGAAGGCAAGCCGCACCUUGGUCAUCCUUGAGCUUAGGGUAGUUCAGAGGUCGAAAGCCCUCUAUCCUCUCCCACUUGCUGAAGCUCAACCCAAAAAAAAGAUCAGGGUGAUGCAGCCCAACCUCCAAGUCAGGCUGCAAAUUUGACAAUUUUUGCAUCUUACACAAGCAUGGGAUGUUUUCGUAUAGUGCAUAGACAGUUCAGCUCGUUGAGUCGUUCGAGAGAGGUAGCUAAACAGUCGCCACCAAGAUCAUGGAGGAAGCUGGCAGCAUCUGUGGCAGUUAUAGGUUGUGGCUCGACCGCCUACUACCAAACGCUCACCAAUCAGGAGAGACGUGUACUGAAAGUGACGGCUGGCGGUGUUGUCAGAUUCAUUAGGUCUUCGUGUGUAGGUGUGGCGAUUUCGGCCGACUACUGGUGGUCGCUGAGAGGCCUGGACGAGGGCUGCUCAGAGUACGACGAUGUGAUUGCCGAAGUCCAUCAGCGGUCAGCUGAUCGCAUGUUGGCGGGGUGUCUCGCCAACGGUGGCCUCUACAUCAAGCUCGGCCAGGGCAUUGUCUCCAUGGACCAUGUUCUGCCCAAACAGUACACCACCACGCUCAAGGCGUUGCAGGACAGGUGUCUGACUCGAGAGAAAGGCGAGGUGGAACAACUGUUUGCUGAGGACUUUGGAAAAUCAACGAGUGACGUGUUCUCAGAAUUUGAAGAGACUCCAAUUGCCGCUGCAAGCUUAGCGCAGGUAUACAAGGCGAAAACGAAAGAAGGUAAGAGUGUAGCCGUAAAAGUGCAAUACAUCGACCUGCAGGACAGGUUCACAGGAGACAUCAGAACAUGCCAGCUACUAUUGAGAGUGGCUGGAAAAGUAUUUCCAAAGUUUGACUUUGAAUGGGUUCUAAUGGAACUCAAGGAUACAUUAGAACAGGAACUAGAUUUCCUCAAUGAGGGAAAAAAUUCAGAACGUUGUGCCAAAGAUUUGAAGCAUUUCAAUUUUGUCUAUGUGCCUACUGUUUUUUGGGACUUAUCUACAAAGAGAGUAUUAACAACAGAAUUCAUUGACGCUAUCAAAAUAAACGAUAAAGAGGGUCUGUUGAAAAUGGGUCUAUCGUUAGCUGAUGUGGAUGGCAAACUGUUUAGAACUUUCGCUGAACAGAUUUUCCACACGGGAUUUGUUCACGCUGAUCCUCAUCCAGGAAACGUUCUUGUUCGCAAGGGGAAAGACAAGAAAGCAGAACUAGUAUUGUUGGACCACGGCCUCUAUGAAGACGUACCAAGCACAGUUCGCAAAUCACUGUGCAGCUUAUGGAAGUCAAUUAUCCUCAAUGACCAUAACUCCAUGAAGAAGUACUCUAUGGAACUGGGUGUCGAUGAAUGCGACUACCGUCUGUUCUGUGUAGCCCUCGUGCAACGGUACAUACCCGAUCCGAACGAGCCAGGCAAAGACAUUUUCAAGUUGCUAUUCAAGCAUCGCGGUGGCUCAGGCAUAUUUCGCGGCCGAUCCGAAGCUGAGAAAGAAAGCAUACGUCAGCAGAUCAUGGACGUGCAUGAUCGCAUGCUGGUCGUGUUUCGAGCCAUGCCAAGCAAACUCAUGCUUGUCACUAGGAAUAUCAAUACGAUUCGUUCAAUAGCUCGAGGCCAUGGUGACCCGGUGGAUCGGUACAUGGUGAUGGCGAGGAGCGCCACUCAGGGAGUCUUCUUCACUCAAGGCCAGAGUCGGCUCGCUCUCAGGCCCUACUUGGCUCGGAUGCAAUUCGAGAUGAUACUGUGGUGGAGUUACUUCAGAACAAAGUUCUAUGGUUUUGUAUUGGAUGCAGUUUCUUUAGUAAUGAGGAAUGAUUUUGCGAAAAUCAGAUCACAACUAUGUUAGAUGGUGAAUGCGAUUCCUACAAGUUUCCAACUUGUUGACUA
Nilaparvata lugens (brown planthopper) is the source of this 2550-nucleotide messenger RNA. RefSeq lists its product as uncharacterized. The transcript has 12 exons. The record is from RefSeq and is a predicted model, not a curated record. The coding region runs from base 815 to 2509 and encodes 564 amino acids. NCBI's taxonomy places the organism in Eukaryota, Metazoa, Arthropoda, Insecta, Hemiptera, Delphacidae.